Triticum urartu is the source of this 3614-nucleotide messenger RNA. RefSeq names its product DNA topoisomerase 1 beta. Gene Ontology annotation, molecular function: DNA topoisomerase type I (single strand cut, ATP-independent) activity; DNA binding. The record is from RefSeq and is a predicted model, not a curated record. Gene Ontology annotation, cellular component: chromosome; nucleolus. Gene Ontology annotation, biological process: DNA replication; DNA topological change; chromosome segregation. NCBI's taxonomy places the organism in Eukaryota, Viridiplantae, Streptophyta, Magnoliopsida, Poales, Poaceae.
UCUCUCUCUGCUCCCCACCCAUCUCUCUGGCGUGAGAGGGAGAGAGAGAGAAAAAAACCGAGACCAGAGAAGACGAGAGACGAGAGAAGGCGGGGGAGAGAUAGAAAUACGAGCGAGCAGCGGGAGAGGACAUAGAUAAGCCGCGCCAGCCCUAACCCUAAACUCCGUCCCAUCCCCCCACCGCCGCCGCUGCCGCCUUGACGGAGGGCGGACCGCGUCGAGAUCCGCCCGGCUACUCUGUCUCCUCGCUCCGCGCCCGCCGGCCGACGCGCCGGACACGCGACAAGGUGUGGCUGAAUUGGUCUAUUCCAUCGGGCACCCUGCCACUGCCAGGAAGCAAUGUCUGUUUUCAAUCCUUCAGUCCAUGACAAUGACUAUGACGAUGACGAUACCCCGAUAUCCUUCAAGAGGUCGUCAAGCAGCAGGCCGCCCCCCUCGAAGCAGGAAGGCUCAUCGGCAAAUAUCACCUAUGUUAGGAGCCCUAAGGCUGCAGCCUCGAAUCAGCAGAGGAAUGGGAUUAAUGGCGCUUCCAGGUCGCCGCUGCCACCGAAGCCACAGUCGACCAGCUCAAACCCUCGGCCUUCAGGGUCUGUUCAGCCUAACAGUUCUCUAGAACGGAGUCAAAAGAGUAACACAGUGGAUAAGAGUAAAAUGAAAAGACCUCAGGUCAAAGGUGACAAGUCAGAUGAUUCAGAUGAUGACAAGCCACUUGCUUUGAGGAAAAAGCCUGACACGAAAUUAAAGAAAGUUGUCACAGGAGGUGAGAAUGCAUAUGGUUCAGGAGAUGAUCGUAAGCCACUUGGUAUGAAUAUCAACUCAGCAAAAGUGGCUUCUAAUAAUAGCACAAAUAAGACCGUUUUGUUGAAGACUGCACCACCUAAGACUCUGCAACCUGAUGAUGAUUCAGAUGAUGAUCAUAAGCCACUUGUUCAGAGGUUCAACCCAGCAAAAGGGGCUUCUAAUAAUAGCACAAGUAAGCCCGUUUUAUUGAAGCCUGCACCUAAGAUUGUGCAAUCUGAUGAUGAUUCAGAGGAUGAGAAACCACUUGCCAGCAGGUUACCCACUAAUGCUGCUCCAAAAAGUAGAGGUAGUACCUCUGAUUCAGAGGAUGAGAAGCCACUGUCUGCCCGAUUUUCAAGAGGUACUGCAGGUACAUCUGCGAGUAUCUCAAAUUCCAAGGACAAGCUCCCGUCUAACAACAAGGGGCCAACCAAUAAUUCGAGUGCUCCCCGGAAUUCAGUUAAAAGGCCAGGUUAUAACAAUAAUCAAACAAGUUCAGCUCUUAAGAAGACCAAAUCUUCUGAUGCUUCUGCCUCAGGAAGUGUCAAAAGAGAAUCCACGGAUGAUGACAGUAACAGUGUACCCGUCGAAAGAAAACUGACACCGGGGGAGUCUUCAAAAAGCAAGCCACCUGUAAAGAAUAUUGUAAAGAGUCCUUUAUCCGUUAAGAAGGAUAAUAAGAAAUUCAAAACAAAAACAAAGAAAACAAUGAAAAGUUCCCAGUUCUCAAAAUCACUGAGGGUGCCUCCAGGAUCUGGCGGUGGAAAGAAAUGGUCUACUUUGGAGCACAAUGGUGUUAUUUUCCCCCCUCCAUACAAUCCCCAUGGCGUCAAAAUGCUUUACAAUGGGCAACCUGUUGAGCUGACUCCAGAAGAGGAGGAGGUUGCAACCAUGUUUGCUGUGAUGAAAGACACGGAGUACGCAACAAAGAAAACAUUUAUCGACAACUUUUUUGGUGACUGGAAAAAAAUUCUUGGUAAAAACCAUAUCAUCAAGAAAUUUGAGCUUUGUGACUUCACCCCUAUUUAUGAAUGGCACCUCAGAGAGAAGGAGAAGAAGAAACAGAUGACAUCGGAGGAGAAGAAAGCAUUGCGGGAAGAGAAAUUGAAACAAGAGGAGAAGUAUAUGUGGGCUGUUGUUGAUGGUGUUAGAGAGAAGGUUGGCAAUUUCAGAGUAGAACCACCAGGCUUGUUCAGGGGACGAGGAGAGCAUCCUAAGAUGGGAAAACUGAAGAGACGUAUUCGUCCAAGUGAUAUUACAAUAAACAUUGGAAAAGGCACUCCAGUCCCAGAGUGUCCAAUAGAGGGACAAAGCUGGAAAGAAGUCAAACAUGACAAUACUGUUACAUGGUUGGCCUUUUGGAAUGACCCGAUUAGCCAAAAAGAUUUCAAGUAUGUUUUCUUGGCAGCAAGCAGCUCACUAAAGGGACAGAGUGACAAGGAGAAAUAUGAGAAGUCCCGAAAAUUGAAGGAUCACAUACACAACAUUCGUGUAAAUUACACAAAGGAUUUCAAUAGCAAAGAUGUCUCCAAGAAGCAAAUUGCAGUGGCAACAUACCUCAUAGAUAAACUAGCCCUUAGGGCUGGUAAUGAGAAGGAUGAUGAUGAGGCUGAUACUGUUGGUUGUUGUACGCUGAAGGUUGAUAAUGUUACCUGUGUGCCUCCAAAUAAGCUUCAGUUUGACUUCCUUGGUAAAGAUUCUAUAAGAUAUUUCAACACUGUAGAGGUUGAAUUACCUGUAUACAAUGCGAUUGAGGAAUUCCGUACUGGCAAAAAGGAUGGAGAUGCUGUCUUUGACCAGCUUGAUACAACGAAACUGAAUCAUCACCUGAAGGACUUGAUGCCUGGCCUUACUGCGAAAGUGUUCCGUACAUAUAAUGCUUCGAUUACCUUGGAUGCUAUCUUGCACGAAGAAACAGAAGAUGGAACCCUUCUUGAAAAGAUUGCUGUCUAUCAACGAGCAAACAAAGAGGUUGCUAUAAUUUGUAACCAUCAGCGUGCUGUGUCAAAGUCACACGAUACCCAGAUGACUAAGCUGAAUGAAAAGAUUGAUGAAUUAAAGGCCCAGGUGGAUGAGCUGAACAAAGAUUUGGGCAAAGUGAAGAGAGGAAAACCUCUAGGCAACGGUGCAGAUGGGAAGCCAAAGAGAACUUUGGCACCUGAAGCGAUUGAAAAGAAGAUCUCUCAGAUAGAAACCAAGAUAGAGAAAAUGGAGAUGGAUAAGAAGACGAAAGAGGAUUUGAAGACGGUAGCAUUAGGGACAUCAAAGAUCAACUACCUUGACCCUAGAAUUACGGUAGCAUGGUGCAAAACCCAUGAAGUCCCUAUUGAGAAGAUUUUCAGCAAGACGAUUCUUGCAAAGUUUGGAUGGGCAAUGGACGUCGAGCCGGAUUUCAGAUUCUAAGAGUAUUGGCUUCCGGGUGAGCCAAUGGCCCCUUGGUAAAUUCGAUUCAGCUUCCAGGCCUUCUCGCGGUCCCCUAACUGCAACUAGUAGUAAAGGAAGAGCUCGGUGUUUGUUUUUCAAGUCUCCCUGCUCCUGGAAGAAGGAAGCACCCGGCAUUUUCUUUGUAGGCUUUUUUUUCUCUACCCAUCUUCUCUUCUGUACUUGCUAUGGCCCAAUUGCCUAAAGUCGUGUUUGCAUUUGGGCCGACGAAUUUUAGCUUGUUGAGAACUGAUGGACAUUCAUUUUAUACUGCAUCAAUCGCAAAUAUAGAUAACCUGUCAGAGUGAUGGUUGUGGAUUUGUUUGAGCGAGGAAGCAAACUGUGUUGUUUGAUGUAGUUGAGAACUGGUUGUGUGAUGCUGAGGUGUAAGUUUAUCUAAAAGUGUUUGUUCA